Symbiodinium natans is the source of this 720-nucleotide messenger RNA. Lineage: Eukaryota; Dinophyceae; Suessiales; Symbiodiniaceae. The record is from the annotation of a GenBank genome assembly.
AUGUUUGUGGUGUACCAGGCCACGGGCUUGCCCAUGGCUCAACAAAACAGGAGGACAUAUUUUGUGCACCAACCCUGUAAGACCACUGGGGCCCUGGGCCGAUGCCAACUUUCGAACACAGAGACGCCUUUGCGGUCGAAGGCGCGCGGCAUCGCCCCAACAAUGCGAAGCGCUCGGAAAGUCCGCGACGUGGCAUGCGAGCCGCCUGAGGUGGCCUGGGAGCACCUGGGCCUCUCUUUGGGCUCCUUGGGGGUGCGUGCGGUGCUGGGCGCGGUCGCCGUGGUCGUCAGCUUCAUUGCGAUUGCCGCGGCGGUCUUCCUGCCCCUGGCCACGUACUCCAUCAACUACGUGGACCAGGCCGGUAGCCUGCCAACCGGCGUGAUGAUGUCCGUCAUGGGCAUCCUGGUGAUGACGGUGAACUGGAUGAUUGGCUUGCUGCACAUCUUCGUUUCCUCCAAGGUUGGCUUCACCCGCCGGGACCGGGAGGGCAUCCUGAUUUUCAAGGCGUUCUCGACCUUGUGCUUGGUCAGCUUCCUGUUCAACGUCGCAAUCACGAUCUUUCCCGAAAGCAGCGCGCACCCUCUCCGCUUCCUGGUGCAGCCUCUGGGGGAGGGCCGUGCCGUCACGUCCAUGCAGGACAUCUCCUUCCAGGUGCGUGCUUCCGUGCAUUUGUUUCAUGUGCCGGCCCCGGAGCAGAUGAGAGCAGAACAUGGCGGCUGA